Messenger RNA from Ctenocephalides felis (cat flea), 950 nucleotides. RefSeq lists its product as uncharacterized. The annotation marks the transcript as partial. The transcript is spliced from 4 exons. The record is from RefSeq and is a predicted model, not a curated record. NCBI's taxonomy places the organism in Eukaryota, Metazoa, Arthropoda, Insecta, Siphonaptera, Pulicidae.
GAAUCUGCCAAUCGCAACCGAGUGGACGUCGCCGAAUCGGUGCGCUUGGACGAGGGAGUUUUCCCUGUCCCCGGCGUGGAUGAUUCGGGCGACACUGAAGGCGCUUUGCAGAUCGGGCCCGUAGCGGCGAACGUCGAUCUCAAGACGGAUGCUGGGAAACAACUUGUAUCGAGGCCUAAUGAUACAACUGUUAUGCAGACUCGAGACCAGGGCUUGCGCUACAAUGCUGUAAUACCUGAUGCCUCACUAAGCAAUCCAAAGGCUACAGUGUUGAGCGAAUGUUCAGAAUGCAGCACAACUAUCACAUCAGCACAGGAACAGCCGGAGCAGAUUCAAAAUAUUACUGAAAAUACUGCAUCGACAGUCACUGAAGUUAACAAUGUUGAAAUUUUAUCUGCAGAGAACAACACAUCUGAAAACAUCACCAGAAUAGAUGAUAUAGGGCUAAUUCAAGAGGAAUCGACUGAAGAAGUAUUAUCGAGAUCUUCUUUGACUGUGCAGGAAAGACGAGAGCCGCUGGGAAAGAGUUUAGGGCAUGCAGUGGUCAGUGAUGCUGAAUCGGAGUCGGGCAUGGAUCCUGGUGCCAUUGCUGGAAUUUCUCUCGGUGUGCUCGCGAUCGCUACGUUGGCUUCGGCAGCCAGCUUCGUCUUGUAUCGCACGAGGUAUUUGAACAACCCACAAACCCUGAGCGACAAAUGCAGUAAUCCCGAUUCCAGUGGAUACAUUGAUGACAGCACGAUGCGGGAAAAUUCAGAAGAAAUGUACAGUCUUGACAAUGAUUCCUUCCUCAAUUCACUGGAGGCAAUGACUAUUCAAAAUUACUGGACUGAUAGUGUCAAACAUACUAAAUUGUAAUGUGGCAAAUUUAUAUUUAAGAUUAACUUUAUAAUUUAUAAUUUUAACUACUUAAAAAGUACAUUACAUUAUUUUAUUAGAAACUAUUGAUAUGU